This is a messenger RNA of Aspergillus fijiensis CBS 313.89, 902 nucleotides long. RefSeq lists its product as uncharacterized. The transcript has a single exon. The record is from RefSeq and is a predicted model, not a curated record. Bases 271 to 798 code for a protein of 175 amino acids. Lineage: Eukaryota; Fungi; Ascomycota; Eurotiomycetes; Eurotiales; Aspergillaceae.
UUCCCAGAUACCUAUGCAGGUAGUUCAUCCGAAUCCGGAGAAUUCCGAUCUCAUGAUCCCUGCUGCGAGGAGACCACUACAGUGGAGAGCCGAACUCCGAGCGUUUGAAUCCGGAGUCGGAACCGAUCUUCCCAAUGAUCUCGAACUCCUCAUUUGCGUUUCUGUUUGUUGCCCGGCCUCAUGAUCCACUCAGUGGGAACCGGUUUAGAGGGUCGACUCGAAAGAUGUCUCCAUUUGGGGCAGCGCGAUGUAAGCUGCGCCUGAGAUGGGAUGAUAUCACUCCGUUUGGAAGUACUCGUACUACUGGGGUCCACGGUGGAUGGGCUGUAUACAAAUGACUGCAAAACGAAGCUGAUCACAAAACAUAUCUGUCUGUCUUCGUGUUGCACCGGUGACGCCAUCAUCGACAGUCUUUCUCUUCUCUGCGUCUCUGCGUUACGUUGUUCCGCGUCACUCCGUCUUCAGCCUUUUCCAUGGCUUUCGACCACGUCCAAUGACCACGUCCGAGGGAUUGGGUGGUUGGGUACAAAACAUCUCCAGAAACUAGGGCCAAUGAUUUGUCAUUUGUACGAGGAGUUAGUGGCUGCCUACCAGCUUGGUCUGGCUGUGCCUCACAAGAAACCGUACAGGAGUGCCGGCAUCAAACCCUGCCAUGGGGAAAAAAACAUUUUUGAGAUAGGCAAGACAUAUCAAAGCACAAGAUUCUGGCGGCGGAUUACAUUCCAUCCCAUCCGCUCGGCGACACAAGACAAGAACCCGCUGGAAAACACUCAAACGUUCGGAAACUAUGUAGGUUGAUUAGUAUAAGAAAAAGAAACACACAAUUCGCAAUCAAUCAAAACCGUCAUGGCCUAUCCGGGAAAAAAAAAAAAGAAAGAAAAAAAGGUAUCCCCUCCUUUUCC